CGAGCUCUUGUCACAUCUUCCACCAACCGUCCAAGCUCCAGCAUCGGCAGCACACUACGAAGUUGUAGUCUGGCUGCUCUGAAGACGACAUAAAAGUGGAGCGACCGAAGCGUAUUCUUCUACCGGAAGACUACAUCACCUCCUACAACUGAAAAGAAGGAGAGAAGGAAGCAGAGUGGUCGUCUGAAACAAAAGCAGUGGGAGUGUGGAGAUCUCGCGGGGACAUUGAAGAAACACCAGGCCCAACUGCAUCAUGGGAAAACAGAACAGUAAGCUACGACCCGAGGUCCUCAACGAUCUGAGGGAGAACACGGAGUUCACCGACCACGAGCUACAGGAGUGGUACCGCGGCUUCCUCAAGGACUGCCCCACGGGCCACCUGACCGUGGAGGAGUUCAAGAAGAUCUACGCCAACUUCUUCCCCUACGGAGACGCCUCCAAGUUUGCCGAGCACGUCUUCCGCACGUUCGACACCAACGGCGACGCCACCAUCGACUUCAGGGAGUUCAUCAUCGCGCUGAGUGUGACGUCUCGGGGCGGGCUGGAGCAGAAACUGCGCUGGGCCUUCAGCAUGUACGAUCUCGACGGGAACGGCUACAUCAGCCGGGCUGAGAUGCUGGAGAUAGUCCAGGCCAUUUAUAAGAUGGUGUCGUCAGUCAUGAAGAUGCCCGAGGAUGAAUCCACCCCGGAAAAACGGACGGAUAAGAUCUUUAGACAGAUGGACAUCGACAACGACGGUCGAUUGUCCUUGGAGGAGUUCAUUAAAGGUGCCAAGAGCGACCCGUCCAUUGUCAGACUGCUACAGUCCGAUCAGGGAACGUCUCGCCAGUUCUGAGGCCGCACGCUCGUUGACCUAAUAAGCAAAAAACACGGUCAGGACAUGUACAGUAUAGCGCUCCACGUCGUAUGUUUACAUUAUCGUGGCUUCUUUUCUGUGGAUAUGCUUUUCUCCUGCCUCGUAACGGUUUUUUGCCCUCCAAAGUGCCAUACCACGUAUUUAUACUGACUGGACCGCUU
Nerophis lumbriciformis (worm pipefish) is the source of this 1017-nucleotide messenger RNA. RefSeq names its product hippocalcin-like 1 (gene hpcal1). NCBI's taxonomy places the organism in Eukaryota, Metazoa, Chordata, Actinopteri, Syngnathiformes, Syngnathidae. Gene Ontology annotation, molecular function: calcium ion binding. The record is from RefSeq and is a predicted model, not a curated record.